This is a messenger RNA of Oppiella nova, 304 nucleotides long. NCBI's taxonomy places the organism in Eukaryota, Metazoa, Arthropoda, Arachnida, Sarcoptiformes, Oppiidae. The record is from the annotation of a GenBank genome assembly.
AUAAAACGAUUAUUUGUGAAAAUCAAACUAACUUUAAAACACUAUAAUUGAGUCAUUGCCUCAAACAUUACAAGAUUGUCAUUGAGUGAAGUGGUGAUCAGAAAUGAGUGAUAAGUUGUCUGAAGCCAAUGAGUGCUACAAUAAGGCCGACAAAUAUCUUAAGACAGGUCUUCUCAAAUGGAAACCCGAUUUCGAUUUGGCCGCCAAUGAGUACUCACGAGCGGCCACGUGUUUUAAGUCACUGCAAAUGGCAGACAAGUGUCUGGACGCACACCUGAAGGCUGCCGACUGUUAUCUCAAAAAC